Molecule: messenger RNA, 28246 nt
Organism: Mercenaria mercenaria
Lineage: Eukaryota; Metazoa; Mollusca; Bivalvia; Venerida; Veneridae
Product: mucin-5AC-like
Exons: 94
Coding region: 126-27794 (9222 amino acids)
Molecular function (GO): protein binding
Source: RefSeq, a predicted model, not a curated record
GCCGGAUCUUGGACAGAGAAUAUUUUCGAAUAUAUUAGCCUCUACUUUUAUAUAAUUGUUAGGUUUACAUAACGUUUUCGCAGAAAUAGGGAAUUUGUUUCAAAAAAGAGGUGUAUUGUCAGAGAAUGGCACCAAGUGCCUCAAACAUCAAGGCGGCGUGCCUAGCGCUGCUUUGCUGUUCCGCUCUUGUUGAUUCAAGAGCUGCAAGACGGAAACGCCAAAUUGACUCCAAUCUAGUCGGACAAAACGGAGGUUCAAGUACCAACCUGUGUCAGCCACUGCCUGCCCCUGCUCAUGGAACAAUCGCAUGCGGAGCCGGAUUUCCGUUCUAUUCAUGCACAGCAUCUUGCGAUGCCGGGUACCAGUUUCCAUCCGGGAUGACGUCAGACAAGCGGGAAUGUGAUCAGAUGUUCGGGGAGUGGUUCGAUCCUCCCGGCAAAGACAUCCCCGACUGCGUCCCCGUAUGCAAGCCAGACUGCGCUAACGGCGGAAAGUGUAUCUUACCAAAUACCUGCACGUGCAAGGACGGCUUCAUGGGGAAACAGUGCCAGUACCCUGCAAGCAACUGUGCUGCUCCGCCCGAUCCUCAGAACGGCAAGCUCACGUGCACACAGGAUACUUCCGGUGCCAGAUGUACUGUCGCGUGCAACCAGGGGUUCAAACCUGCAUGGGCCAUCUCUCCCUCGUAUGACUGCUCAGCGGAUGGGACCUGGUCGCCACCGAAGUCAGAGAUUCCAAACUGUGUGUCAGAAGCGACAGUUAUAAACAACACACAUGUUGCGACUAGCACCAAUCAUCCAAGUACCGGAAGUGCUCGCUGCGUGGCUUGGGGCCAGGACCAUUACAGGACAUUCGACAACAAGGUCUACCACUAUAAGGGUACAUGCUCAUACGUUCUAGUCAAGGACGCUGUAGCUAACAGCUUCCACAUCCACGUGCAGAACGACAAGAACUGCCAGCCUGGUCACAGGUGCAAGAGGGAAAUGGAAAUAUACAUGGGAAAUGAGGUCAUAUCUCUCAAACGUGACGUGAACGGACCAAGCAUCAAAUGGAAUGGCGCUGCAAUCACUAUCCCCAGCAACAAAGGUGGUGUGAUCUUCGAGAAAGUGAGUCAUUACAUCAUCAUCCGAAGCAACAUUGGCUUCCAAGUCCGCUGGGAUGGAUAUGAGAUGAUAUUUGUAACAGUAACAGACGAGCUCCGCGGAAAGACACAAGGUCUGUGUGGUAUUUAUGACGGGGAUCAGACUAAUGACUUUACAACAGACACUGGUAGUGUGGUCACUGAACCAGCCAGUUUUGUCAGCACAUGGAAAAGAUCUCUUGCUGGAGAGACCUGCCCAGACCAACCACAAACCGGAUGUAGUUCCGCAGACGCCCAAGUAGUCUCUGCUGCUAACACUGCCUGUAACGCCCUUAUGGGAAGGGAAUUCGCACUUUGUCAUCAUGCUGUUGAUCCGGCCAGAUAUAUUGCCGCAUGUAAGGAGGAUUGUUGUGCCAGUGGCGGUAAGGACUGUACAUGUAGCAGUAUGGAAGCCUAUGCCAGCGAAUGCCUGAAUAUCAACAUCAAGAUUGACUGGAGAUCCAACGACCGCUGCCCUGUUCAGUGCCCAGGUAACCAGAUCCACAAAGAAUGCGGCAGUAUGUGUCAGAGGACUUGUCAGUCCCCAGCUUCAGCAUGCGAGGACCACUCUUGCAUUGACGGCUGUUUCUGUCCCGACGGAAUGGUUCUCCUUAACGACAUGUGUGUCCAGCAAAGCCAGUGCCCUUGUGUAUUGAACGGGAAAGAAUACAAAAGCGGAGAUGUUGUCCCUAAAGAAUGUAAUAAAUGCACAUGUUUAAAAGGAGCUUGGCAGUGUACCAACAAACGCUGUGAAGCUACUUGCUCCGCAAUCGGUGACCCCCAUUACAUGACAUUUGACGGCAAACGUUACGAUUUCAUGGGCCAGUGCUCAUACUACCUGAUCUUUGACCCAUCGUUUGACGUCAUAGCCGACAACAUCAAAUGCGGACACGGCGAGGCAUCCUGCACCAAGAGUAUUACCAUUCACAUUGGAGGACAUCAAAUCAAAAUGGACCAUAACCAUCAACUGUUUAUUGAUGGGAACGAGAUCACGUCUACACCGUACGAGAAUGACGGCAUUAAGAUAUACAUGGUCUCAUCGCUCUUCAUGAAAGCCGAGCUUGCCAAUGGUAUCACCAUCCUUUGGGACGGAAGGACAAGAGCCUAUAUUACCGCUCCACCGUCUUUUAUUAACAAAACCAAAGGUCUCUGUGGAACUUACGAUUUCAACCAGAAGAACGAUUUCAAGACAAUGCAAGGUGAUAUUGAAACAAACAUCAAUGCAUUCGGCAACCGCUGGAAGACUGUACCCACGUGCAAAGAUGUUCCAUUAAACGCUUCCGGUAAUCCAUGUGAUGAAAACGUCAACAGGAAAAACCAGUCUGCCCAGUAUUGUCAUUACUUGAAGAGUGAUAUUUUCCAACCAUGCCGUGACCUCGUUGACCCGGAGGAUUUCUACAAGAGCUGUAUGUACGAUAUGUGCGCAUGCACGGAGAACCUGAAAGAAUGUCUGUGUCCGAUGUUAGGAGAAUAUGCGUCCCAAUGUUCAGCUGCAGGCGUGGAUAUACGCUGGAGAUUGCACAUAGAUGAAUGCCAUAUACCAUGUACCGGUGGUCAAGAGUACCAAGUGUGCCCUAACGAGUGCACGCGCACUUGUUCCAAUAUUGCUAACGAUCCUAACUGUGUGCAGUCAUCCCAGUGUGCAGAAGGCUGUGGAUGUCCAGUGAAUCAAACCCUCGAUGACAGUGGAAACUGUAUCACCAUUGAUAGCUGCCCAUGCAUGUUCUCUGGACAAGAGUUUAAAGCUGGUGUUACCGUUGAACGUGGAGAUCAGAUAUGCACAUGUCUGAACGCUCGAUGGACGUGCGCAGCUAAACCAUCACGUGUCCAUAUUGAUGGUACAACAAAUAUCUGUCCUACCAACCAAGAAUAUUCCACAUGUGUUCCUAACUGCCCCGCCACAUGCAUGAACAUGCACGAUCCCUCAGCCACCACGUGCAAUACCACAGUGUGUAAAGACGGAUGUGUCUGCAAACCAGGAUAUGUCAAAGAAGGUAAUGACUGCCUGCUGAAAGAUGACUGUCCCUGUUACCAUGGCGGCCAAGCUUAUAAGGAAGGGGAAAAAUUCACAAUGGACUGCAACGAAUGCACCUGUAGAAGCCGACAGUGGGUAUGCGAAGACAAAGACUGUCCAGCUGUGUGCAGUGCCUAUGGCGACUCCCACUACACGACGUUUGACGGUAAAGAAUACGAGUUCCAAGGCAGCUGUGACUACGUGUUUGCCAAAUCCACAGAUACCAACCCCAUCAAGUUUGAGAUAACCACAGAGAAUAUCCCGUGCGGAACCACGGGCGUCACGUGCACACGUUCUAUAUCGUUCAGCAUUGGAGAACAAGGUACCGCCAAUUUCUACCGGAUCCAGCUUGUCAAAGGUAAACCAGUCGUUCCAGAGCCUGGUUCCCCGUUUGAAGUACGCGAAGUUGGUAACUUCAUCAUCAUAACAACGCCACAAGGAAUAACUCUUGAAUGGGACAAGGGGACCAGAUUGUACCUUAAACUGAGAACAGAACACAAAGGAAAGGUUGAAGGUCUAUGCGGAAACUUUGACGGUGAUCAGAAGAAUGACUUCACCACCCCACAGGGUGGACCAGCAGCCUCAAGGUCUACAACAUUUGCUGACAGCUGGAAGGUACAUGGCUUCUGCGCCAACUCCAAGGUGAUAACAGACACAUGUGAAGCCAACACGGACCGACGUCCUUGGGCCCAGCAGAGAUGCAGCGUCAUUUCAAGCAAGGUCUUCGAGAAAUGUCACGGUGUUGUACCAUACCAGGAAUAUUAUGACAGAUGUGUAUUUGACGCAUGCGCAUGUGAUACCGGAGGUGACUGUGAAUGUCUCUGUACAGCUGUUGCUGCCUACGCCCACCAAUGUUCCAUGAAUGGUGUACCAAUCGGCUGGAGAAAUGAAGAACUAUGUCCAAUCAUGUGUGAGAACUGCGAGACCUACAACCCCUGUAUCAGCAUCUGUCCAAAGAAGACAUGCGACAACCGUCUCGUGUACGAUACUCUCACCACAAACUGCGGCCAGGAAGUCUGCGUGGAAGGUUGCGACAUCAAGCCAUGUCCACCAGGCCAAGUAUAUGAAAGUAACAAAGAACCACUGAAGUGUAUUCCGGAAGCCUUCUGCAAUACGACUUGCCUUACCAUCAACGGUAAAGAGUACAAAGAAGGGGAAAGAAUUCUGGACGAAACAGUUUGCAGAAUGGACUGCGAAGUCUGCUUCUGUGACAGCAAUGAGAUUAAAAGAACCGGUGUCUGUACCGGCACUACACCACCUUUCUCCACCCUCCCAACCGUCAGUCCAAAGAUGGUAACUGGAAGUCCAACAAUACCCACCUCAACUCUACCUCCAAUGUGUGUGCAAAACGGACCUACAAACUGGAUGAGUGUUGGAACCCCUACCCCCUACAACCAGGGAGAUAUCGAGUCGAUCUCUGCUUUAAGGAACCAAUACACCUUCUGCGACGCUAGCCAGAUGACGGCAAUUGAAUGCCGAGUCGUUGGCACGCAGAUGUCGUCUGCUGCUUCUAAACAACGAGUUUUCUGUGACUUGAAAAAUGGACUGAAAUGUUACCAUAGCGACCAGAAAAAUGGCGAACAGUGCCUCAAUUAUGAAGUGAGAAUCACGUGUGAUUGUGAUUUACCAAUUACGACCACUAUUGCUCCGAACCUGAUACCAGGGGGAUCGCCUACAAUACGACCACCGUCUGCAAAUACUGCCAGCCCGCCUUUUGGUGCACCAACUGUUACCCCGACUCCAUUACCACAAUAUGCGUGCAAGGAGCCGGGCUGGUCCAACUGGAUGAAUUAUGACAAACCAACAAACGGUGAUGACAUAGAAUCCUUACCAAGCUUAAUGAAGGCCUUCUCAUUCUGUCGAGCAGACCAGGUGGCCUAUAUCAUGUGUCGCCAGGUGUCCAAUGGCGCCAGUUUUGAUGUAGCUGAUGACGUCAUGACCAUCUGUAAUACCAAAGCCGGUUUUGCCUGCUAUGGGUCACAACAACCUGACGGGACUUGCGAGGAUUAUGAGAUCAGUGUUUAUUGCCAAUGCUCCCAAUCUCUUUGCGAAAAACCAAUGAUCAGUGAUGUCCGAUCUGUUCCCGACGGAAAAAUUACUGCAUCUUCCUCUACCGACGGUGUUAUUCCCGCCGACGCUCGUCUGUACACAACUGGUGGUUGGCAGGCAAGGACUGGUGAUAAUUCACCAUGGAUACAAGUCGACUUUGAACUUCCUGUCAAUGUUACCGGAAUUAUCACUCAAGGAAUUCAGGGAACACCAAAGUUCACCAAACACUACACGAUCUCGUACAGUAUGGACUGUAAUAGCUUCCAGAACCUCACAGGAAGGGAUAACAGACCUGAGGUUUUUGAAGGCAACAGAGAUUCUGACACAGCCAUUCAGCACACGUUUAUAAAAGAGAAACAAUUUACAGCACAAUGUGUGCGUAUUCAUCCAACAGACUACAGUGUCGCACCUGGGUUGCGUUUCGAGUUACUUGGAUGCAGAUACUUUGUUUCAAUGCUAACCACAACUGAGCUUCCGCCUCCGGGAACAAGAACACAGGCACCGGGCAUUGGUCCUAAUGAAACACCAACUGCUGAACCAGGUCUACAUUCAGGAGAAACUCCAACUGCACAGACAGGCCUCCAACCAGGACAGUCACCAACUGCCCAGCCGGGUCUUGUGUCAGGACAGACCCCGACAGCACAGCCAGGGUUGCACUCCGGCGAAACACCAACUGCGCAACCGGGACUUCUGCCAGGACAGUCACCAACUGCACAACCAGGUCUUGUUUCAGGUGAGACACCAACAGCUCAACCAGGUCUACAGCCAGGACAAUCACCAACAGCUCAGCCAGGUCUUCAGCCAGGAGAGACACCGACUGCACAACCAGGCUUGCAUUCAGGGGAAACACCAACAGCUCAACCAGGUCUUCUACCAGGUCAGUCUCCAACAGCUCAACCAGGUCUGGUUUCGGGACAGACACCAACAGCUCAACCAGGUCUUGUUUCCGGCCAAACACCCACUGCCCAACCCCCAACACGCCCAGGACAAGAUGGCAGCUACAAAACAACAAUUAUUUCUUUUAGCCAGAGCACCGCCAUGCCAUACACUUGCAAGCAAGGUUGGUCUGAUUUCAUGAACAUUGAUAGCCCGACCAUAGCAAAUUCAUGGGAAUCAAAUGGACCUGGUGAUGUUGAAUCAAUCACUGAACUGAGAAAUUACUACAGCUUCUGCGCAAAACCCACGGGAAUCAAAUGUCAGUCAGCAACAACAAUGGCGUCAUACAUAAUGGGAAUGGACGUAGACGUCAUCUGUGAUCUGACUUCCGGUCUAGAAUGUCUCAAUUCCAAGCAAGGAGGAUAUGACUGCGAUGACUACGAAGUCAGCGUUUUCUGUGAAUGUGCACCAACGCCAGCACCAACAAGUAUUCCGGGAGUAACUGGGACACCAGUUCCACCCAAACCUGCCUGUGAAUGGACACCAUACAUGAACAGCUACAAGAGGACUUCAUCAAGCACCGGAGAUUAUGAAACCAUUCAUAAUUUGCGAAUGUUAUAUCAGUUCUGCGAGUUCCCAUCCCAGAUACAGUGCCGUGAUGCAGUUACGAAACAAGAUUUUAUGCAGGUUGGACAAUCUGGAGUAACUUGUGAUGUUAAUCACGGUCUAGUUUGUGAAGACAAGGGACAAAACGGAGGCGUUUGUAAUGAUUAUGAAGUCAGAGUUUAUUGCACUGAUGCUUGUACGUCAACACUAGCUCCUGGUCUUCAACCUGGUGAAACACCAACAGCUCAACCAGGAAUGCAUUCAGGAGAAACACCAACAACCCAAACUGGUCAGCAACCAGGACAGUCACCAACAGCUCAACCUGGUCUUGUUUCAGGACAGACGCCAACUGCUGAACCAGGUUUGAUUUCAGGACAAACGCCAUCUGCUAAACCAGGGCUACAGCCUGGAGAAACUCCAACAGCUCAGCCAGGUCUUCUACCAGGGCAGUCACCAACCGCACAACCUGGUCUGGUUUCAGGCCAAACCCCAACAGCUCAACCAGGUCUUCUACCAGGACAGUCACCAACUGCACAACCAGGUCUUCUACCAGGGCAGUCACCAACCGCACAACCUGGUCUGGUUUCAGGACAAACCCCAACAGCUCAACCAGGUCUUCUACCAGGACAGUCACCAACAGCACAGCCAGGUCUGGUUUCAGGACAAACACCAUCUGCUAAACCAGGUUUACAGCCUGGAGAAACACCAACUGCUCAACCGGGUCUCCUACCAGGGCAAUCACCAACUGCUCAACCAGGUCUUGUUUCAGGAGAGACACCAACUGCAGAGCCAGGUCUUCUACCAGGACAGUCGCCAACUGCACAACCAGGUCUGGUUUCAGGACAAACGCCAUCUGCUAAACCAGGGCUACAGCCUGGAGAAACUCCAACAGCUCAGCCAGGUCUUCUACCAGGGCAGUCACCAACCGCACAACCUGGUCUGGUUUCAGGACAAACCCCAACAGCUCAACCAGGUCUUCUACCAGGACAGUCACCAACUGCACAACCAGGUCUCAUUUCUGGGCAAACACCAAGUGCUGAACCAGGACUGAUUUCAGGACAAACGCCAUCUGCUAAACCAGGUUUACAGCCUGGAGAAACACCAACCGCUCAACCAGGUCUUCUACCAGGGCAGUCACCAACUGCACAACCGGGUCUGGUUUCAGGACAAACACCAUCCGCCAAACCGGGUUUACAGCCCGGUGAAACACCAACUGCUCAGCCAGGCCUCCUACCAGGACAGUCUCCAACAGCUCAACCAGGUUUACAGCCUGGAGAAACACCAACUGCUCAACCGGGUUUCCUACCAGGGCAGUCACCAACUGCUCAGCCAGGUCUUCUACCAGGACAGUCUCCAACAGCACAGCCAGGCCUUGUUUCCGGAGAGACACCAACUGCUCAGCCAGGUCUUCUACCAGGACAGUCGCCAACUGCCCAACCCGGUCUAGUUUCAGGAGAGACACCAACAGCUCAGCCAGGUCUUUUACCAGGUCAGUCUCCAACAGCACAGCCAGGCCUUGUUUCCGGAGAAACACCAACUGCUCAGCCAGGUCUUCUACCAGGUCAGUCGCCAACUGCACAACCAGGUCUUGUUUCAGGAGAGACACCAACUGCUGAACCAGGUCUUCUACCAGGACAAUCGCCAACUGCCCAGCCAGGAUUGGUAUCUGGACAAACACCGACUGCUCAGCCAGGUCUUCUACCAGGACAAUCUCCAACAGCCCAGCCUGGGCUUGUUUCAGGACAAACACCAUCUGCUAAACCAGGUCUUUUACCAGGACAAUCUCCAACAGCCCAGCCUGGGCUUGUUUCAGGACAAACACCAUCUGCUAAACCAGGUUUACAGCCUGGGGAAACACCAACCGCUCAACCAGGUCUUCUACCAGGACAGUCACCGACUGCACAACCAGGUCUUGUUUCAGGACAGACACCGACAGCCAAACCAGGUGUUUCUACAACUGAACUGGUAAUCCCAUGGUUCAUGAUUUGUAAAGAAGGCUGGACAGACUGGAUUAACGAAGGAAACCCGUCAAAACUUGAGGGAGAUUUCGAGUCAUACAAAAGCAUCCCAGGAUUCCCAGGAACAUGCGACGAAGUCGUGACCUCCAUGUGCGCAAUAGCAUCAACAGGUCAGCCGUACACGUUCUCCGGGCAGGAUGUCAGAUGUGACCGCGAUGGUCUGGAAUGUGUAGAUGGACCAAUGCAGAAAUGUCUCGACUACAAAAUCAAAUUCUACUGCUCAUGUACUCCCAGGUACACUACUGCUAAACCCGGUCUUCAGCCAGGACAAACACCAACGGCUCAACCAGGUUUGUACCCAGGAGAAACACCAACAGCUCAACCUGGUCUUCUACCAGGGCAGUCCCCGACAGCUCAGCCAGGUUUACAUCCUGGAGAGACACCAACAGCUCAACCAGGUCUUCUACCAGGACAAUCGCCAACAGCUCAACCAGGUUUACAUCCGGGAGAGACACCAACAGCUCAGCCAGGUCUCUUACCAGGACAGUCUCCAACAGCUCAGCCAGGACUUUUACCUGGACAAUCUCCAACAGCUCAUCCAGGUUUACAGCCCGGUGAAACACCAACAGCUCAACCAGGUCCUCUACCAGGACAGUCUCCAACAGCUCAACCAGGUCUUGUUUCAGGGCAGACACCAUCCGCCAAACCGGGUUUACAGCCUGGAGAAACACCAACAGCCCAACCAGGCCUUCUACCAGGUCAGUCUCCAACUGCUCAACCAGGUCUUGUGUCAGGGCAGACACCAUCCGCCAAACCGGGUUUACAGCCCGGCGAAACACCAACUGCUCAGCCAGGCUUCCUACCAGGACAGUCUCCAACAGCUCAGCCAGGUCUUGUGUCAGGACAGACACCAACCGCUCAGCCAGGCCUCCUUCCAGGACAGUCUCCAACAGCUCAGCCAGGUCUUGUGUCAGGACAAACACCAACAGCUCAGCCAGGACUUUUACCAGGACAAUCUCCAACUGCUCAUCCAGGUUUACAGCCCGGUGAAACACCAACAGCUGAACCAGGCCUCCUACCAGGACAGUCUCCAACUGCUCAACCAGGUCUUGUGUCAGGGCAGACACCAUCUGCUAAACCGGGUUUACAGCCUGGAGAGACACCAACAGCUCAGCCAGGCCUUCUGCCAGGACAGUCACCAACGGCUAUGCCAGGUCUUUUACCAGGACAGUCUCCAACAGCUCAUCCAGGUUUACAGCCCGGUGAAACACCAACAGCUCAACCAGGCCUCUUACCAGGACAGUCUCCAACAGCUCAACCAGGUCUUGUUUCAGGACAGACACCAUCCGCCAAACCGGGUUUACAGCCCGGUGAAACACCAACUGCUCAGCCAGGCCUCCUACCAGGACAGUCUCCAACUGCUCAACCAGGCAUGCAUUCUGGUGAAACACCUACAGCCCAUCCACCAUACGUUAGCGGACAAACUCCAGGUAUCUACGUCACUCCAGGAUACACACAAUAUGAAUGUGCCCACGGAUGGACAAAAGCAAUGAGCGUGAGCACACCGUCUAUCACUGGAGACGAUCUAGAGCCACUGCUGGAGCUUAGAAAGAAGUACGACUUCUGUAACGAAAGUCAUAUUGUGGCUAUCCGGUGCACAGGUCUGAUAUCGGAGAAAUCAGGCGAGGAAAUGGGUGAAAAGGUCACGUGUGACAAGAGUGAUGGAUUCGUCUGUUAUGGAGCUGACCAAAAGGAUGGAAAAUGUGAAGAUUAUGCUGUCCAGGUGUACUGCGAUUGUAGAAUAACUACGCCAAGCCCAGAGAUAACAACAACGAUUGCGCCACUUUUCUUACCAGGAGGAACGCCCACAGUACGCCCACCAAAUUUCUCACAAGUAACGCCUACAGCCAGACCACCGUUGUUCCAAGGAGAAACGCCUACGCCCCGCCCAUACUGCGAUAUACCAAUGGGUGUCGCCAAUCCGCUUGUCGUUUCAGACAGCCAAUUUUCGGCUUCGACAGCCUUCAACUUUAGCUUUGAAGCAUCCAAUGGACGUCUGAGCAAGCAAGCCGAUGGAAACGGAGCAGGUGCAUGGGUGCCAAGAUACUCGGAUAACCAACAAUGGAUUCAAGUUAACUUCGGACACCCGGAACGUAUUGCUGGUGUUCUAACCAUGGGACGUUCAGAUGGCGACCAGUGGGUUGAAUCCUUCGUGCUCGAGACAAGUCUUGACGGCCAGCACUGGUACAAGUACACAGAUCAAAAUGCGGUGAAGUCACCCACUGUAUUCCCGGCUAACUUUGAUCGAAAUACACCUGUUAGAUCCAUGCUGGACAGAGAAAUUGAUGCAAAAUAUGUGAGAAUAAGUCCAAGAUCAUGGCACAACGGAAUUGCUCUAAGAUUUGAGAUUUUGUCUUGCUAUGGCCCAGUUUUACAACAGACUACGGUGGUUCCUCCAUUCCUCAGCGGGGCUUCGCCAACAGCUCAGCCACAACCUGGCUCUGAGCAAACACCAACCGCCAAACCAUCAAAAACAGGAACUGAAGUACCAACUGCUGCACCAGUGUGUUUGGAGCCCAUGGGUAUAGAUAAUUCUCUGAUGGUACAUGACAACCAGCUUAAAGCCAGUUCAGAACUCGACAGGACAUCGGGAGCAGCCGCCGCUAGACUGUACAAUGAGUUUGGAGGCUGGUCACCAAGCACCACAUCAGGAAAGCCAUGGAUCCAAGUAGAUUUCCUUAGACCUAAAUAUGUCUCCGGUGUCCUUACCCAAGGACUUCCAACUACUGAUAAAUGGGUUUCAAAAUACUACCUGUCAACGUCUUUGGACGGGUUCUCAUUUAAGCCAUAUUCUGAAGUAGUCGGAGGCACGCCAAAGAUCUUCAACGGUAACACCGACAAGGACUCCAUUGUGAAGAAUAUUUUCAACAGAAAUAUUGAAGCCAGAUAUGUAAGAUUGACUGUGAUUGAAGGAGGCUCUGCAGGCAUUGGAUUAAGAUUCAACUUGAUUGGCUGCUACAGCGCGGUGCCCACGCCAGCACCAGGCACGCAGAAGACACGAACGCCAACUGCAAUUCCUCCAGUAGAGACAACAACGCUAGGAGUCACACAAAUCUUACCAGUAUGUACCAUUCCUAUGGGUGUCGGUAACAAACUGAUUAUAACUGCUUCUCAAAUAAAGGCAUCGUCUGCUCUUGGACUCGGUCACCUGCUGUCAAAGAGGGAAGCUACAGGCGUCAAACUUCCAUGGACUCCAGCACCAGACGAUAAGGAGCCCUGGAUCCAGGUUGACUUCCUUGAACCCAAAACUAUUUCCGGUGUAAUCACAAGCGGCAGUUCUUAUAAGGCAGAGUGGGUCACAUCCUAUCGAGUUUUCACAAGCAUUGAUGGCACUAAUUUUACACCAUACUCUGACGUCAUCAACGGAACAACACCAAAGUCAUUCAAUGGAAAUACUGACAAUACAACUCAAGUUACUCGACUUUUUAACCGCAACAUAAUAGCCAGAUAUAUCCGAAUAUAUCCGAAAACAUGGCACGCGGCAGCAUCUCUGAUAUUCGAAAUCCUCGGCUGUAAUCCAUCUGAACCAAUCGCCACCACAACUGUUGCUCCUGGUCUGAUUUCUGGACAGACGCCAACAGCAAAACCAGGUCUUCUACCAGGACAGUCACCAACUGCACAACCAGGUCUCAUUUCUGGACAAACACCAACUGCUGUACCAGGUAUUGGUGUAAACGCAACACCAACAGCAAUGCCACACCCAGGAUCUGGCGAACCAUCGCAGUACAAGACUACAGCUAGAUUUGGCCAGAUGAUUUUCCCGCCCAUGCCAAACUUUGAUGCCCCACCAAGAGUUUGUCUCGUGCCUAUGGGUCUGGAAAAUGCUUUGAUUGUUGGUAGCAGUCAGAUCACAGCUUCCUCGUCACAGGGCUCGAACUUCCAACCCGAGAAUGGCCGUAUAUACAGUGGAUCUGCUUGGGCACCAAGUCCUGAUGACAAGAAACCAUGGAUACAAGUCGACUUCAAGAAUCCAAAACUGAUCAGCGGUAUCCGUACACAGGGAGAAAAUGGCGGACAAAGAUGGCUGACAAAAUACUCAGUAAGCAUUAGCAUUGAUGGCAAGACAUUUAUCCCAUACUCGGACAAACUGGGAGAUAGUAAUGCUAAGGAAUUCACCGCCAACAGAGACAAUAACAGUUUAAGACGUCAUUUAUUCAACCGCAACAUCACUGCUCAAUAUGUCCGUUUAUACCCAGUGGCAUGGCACGGAGCUUCCCCAGCAUUCCGGUUUAAUAUUCUCGGAUGUAAUCCAGAUAUACCACAGACACCGGUAGUGACGACGCCAGCACCGGAAACGACACUCGCACCAAAUGCUUCUUACGGUUCACCGACUACACCAGGUACCGGACAAACAAGUACCACUUCAGGAUAUGAAACCCUCGUGACAGUACCUGGACUUCCUUUGAUUCCACCAUCGUUCUGUAAGCUACCUAUGGGCGUUGAAAAUCAUUUGAUUGUCAAGGAUCAACAGCUAAGUGCCUCUUCUUCCAAGGAUGUGUUUACUGGACCGGAAAGAGCUCGUCUCUAUAGCGACAAAGAUGGAAGUUUUGCUGGUGCUUGGGUUGCAAGUGAAAACAACUUGAAACAAUAUAUUCAAGUUGACUUCUUGGCUCCAUACUACGUUGGAGGCGUGGUUACACAAGGCAGGGCGGAACUCCCUCAAUGGGUGACAAAAUACGAGAUAUUCUACAGUACAGAUGGCAAACACUAUUCCUCGGUACCAAGAUCUGUGAACGAUAACACACCGAUGAUUUUCACGGGUAACACUGAUAACAUAACACCGGUUACGCACGAGUUCCCACUGAUAUCAGCAAGAUGGAUCAGAAUCCAUCCACUGGAAUGGCACGACGGCAUUGCUAUGAGGUUCAACAUGCUGGGAUGUAUGUCCCCGUCAAGAACGCCACUUACCACGCAAGCUCCAAAGACAACCCCGUCCCCAGUUCCAGGCGUGUCCACACCAUCUGGUAUGUCCACUCAGAGUACCGCUCCAGGUGUGUCUGCUACAGCCUGCGCGUACUGGACACCAUGGGUGAGCUCCAGUAAACCAGACAUGGUCGGAGAAUAUGAAACCGCUUGGGAACUCCGAAAUAUGAUCAGCAUGUGCGAGAUGAAGUACGUCACUGUCACUGAAUGUAGAACUGUCGGUACACAUAUCCCAUACGACCAGGCAGGUGAAAAGAAUGUCGUCUGCAACAAUGAACUCAAAGGUCUCGUCUGCUUUGCGCAAAAUCAGACUGACGGAAGUUGCAUGGAUUAUGAGAUAAGAGUCUUCUGCGACGAAUGUGCCUCCACAACCGCUAACACACUUGCACAAACAACUCCACAGCCGUCCACAUGUAAACCAAGAUGGUUGCCAUGGAUCAAUAAGAUGACACCUACCACAGAUAUGAAUUACGUAGAACACGAGUUUAUGGCGUUGGCAAAACAGAAGGAGCUAUGUAGUGAUGGACGUAUAACAAGAAUUGAAUGUGAAACGACUGGGGGUAUUCCAUUUUACAGUGCGGGUGCCAUGGGAACAACCUGUGACAUAACCAGUGGAUUUACCUGCAGAAACAAUGAAAACUACCCAGUGCCUUGCGAAGAUUACAAAGUCAGAUAUUUCUGCGAUUGUGAGCGAGAGACACCAACAGCUCAGCCUGGCCUUCUACCAGGACAGUCACCAACUGCUCAGCCAGGUCUACUACCAGGAGAGACACCAACAGCUCAGCCAGGUCUUCUACCAGGACAGUCACCAACUGCUCAGCCAGGUCUCGUAUCAGGAGAAACACCAACUGCCCAGCCAGGUCUUCUACCAGGGCAGUCACCAACAGCUCAGCCAGGUCUUCUUCCAGGACAGUCACCAACUGCUCAACCAGGUCUUGUUUCAGGAGAGACACCAACUGCUCAGCCAGGUCUUCUACCAGGACAGUCACCAACAGCUCAGCCAGGUCUAGUUUCAGGAGAGACACCAACUGCCCAGCCAGGUCUUUUACCAGGGCAGUCACCAACAGCUCAGCCAGGUCUUGUAUCAGGAGAAACACCAACUGCUCAGCCAGGUCUUCUACCAGGACAGUCACCAACAGCUCAGCCAGGUCUCGUGUCAGGAGAAACACCAACAGCUCAGCCAGGACUUUUACCAGGACAAUCACCAACAGCUCAACCAGGUCUGGUUUCAGGAGAGACACCAACAGCUCAGCCAGGUCUUCUACCAGGACAGUCGCCAACUGCUCAACCAGGUCUUCUACCAGGGCAGUCACCAACAGCUCAGCCAGGUCUAGUACCAGGACAGUCACCAACAGCUCAGCCAGGUCUCGUGUCAGGGGAAACACCAACUGCUCAACCAGGUCUUCUUCCAGGACAGUCACCAACAGCUCAACCAGGUCUUCUGCCAGGACAUCCCAACAGCUCAGCCAGGUCUGUGUCAGGUGAAACCCAACUGCCAACCAGGCUUUUCCAGGACAGUCACCAACGCUCACCAGGUCUUCAACCAGGGCAGUCACCAACUGCUCAGCCAGGCCUUGUUUCAGGAGAGACACCAACAGCUCAACCAGGUCUUCUACCAGGGCAGUCCCAACAGCUCAACCAGGGGUCUACAACCAGGUGGGCAAUCACCAACUGCUCAACCGGUCUUCUACCAGGGCAGUCACCAACUGCUCAGCCAGGCCUUGUUUCAGGAGAGACACCAACAGCUCAACCAGGACUUUUACCAGGACAGUCUCCAACAGCUCAACCAGGCCUUGUGUCAGGUGAGACACCAACAGCCCAACAAGGACUUCUACCAGGACAGUCUCCAACAGCUCAGCCAGGUCUAGUGUCAGGAGAGACACCAACUGCUCAACCAGGUCUCCUACCAGGACAGUCACCAACAGCUCAGCCAGGUCUUGUCUCUGGAGAGACUCCAACAGCUCAACCAGGCCUUCUUCCAGGACAAUCACCGACAGCCAAACCGGGUCUCAUUUCUGGACAAACGCCAACAGCCCAACCAGGUCUUCAGCCAACAACAUGUAAGGUUGUUACUAAAUGGUCCACCUGGAUUAAUAGAAAUACUCCAUCUAUUGAUACUGAUGAAACAGAACAUAUGACAGAUACAGAGAAAUCUGCGUUCUGUGGGUCUGGUAAACUUCUUAGUGUUGAAUGUCAAACAAUAAAUAAGAUACCAAGUUACAGUGCUGGUGACAUUGGAACAACAUGUGACCUCGCCAAUGGCAUUGUUUGCAAAGGCAUGGAUAACUACCCUAUUGGAUGCCAGGACUAUAUGAUCAGAUACCAGUGUCAGGAACAAAUAUGUGGAGGUAAAUAUAAUCUCCCGACAACAGUGAUUGCUCCAGGAACUUUGAUUCCUGGCUUACAGUCAACAGAGACACCCACUGCUGUUCCUGGUGCAGGCACAACUGCCACACCAACAGCAGCACCUACCACAGUCUGUACUACAGUAUCUAGGUGGAGCAGCUGGGUGAACAGAGACAAACCCAGUGUAGGCGACGGUGAUAAAGAGGCAUUGACUCCUGAAGAACUCAAGAAAUUCUGUGGUACAGGAAAAAUUGUCACCGCGGAAUGCGCGGCUACGGAUGGCACACCUUACUACAACACCGGUGAUAUAGUGGACUGCAACCCAACAUCUGGUUUACAGUGCGACAACUUCAACAAUUUCCCAUUAGACUGCCAGGACUACAUGAUCAGAUACCAGUGUGAAGAGACUAUAUGUCAUGGUCCAACAAAGGGUCCAAAACUAGGUUCUACACUAACAGCAACAGCCCAACCAGGCCUACUACCAGGACAGACACCAACAGCUCAACCAGGUCUUCUACCUGGUCAGACACCAACAGCCCAACCAGGUCUCCUACCAGGACAGUCACCAACUGCUCAACCAGGUCUUCUACCUGGUCAGUCGCCAACAGCUCAACCAGGUCUUGUUUCAGGACAGACACCAACAGCUCAACCAGGUCUCCUACCAGGACAGUCACCAACUGCUCAACCAGGGCUUUUACCAGGUCAGACACCAACAGCGCAACCAGGUCUACUACCAGGACAGUCCCCAACAGCUCAGCCAGGCCUCCUACCAGGACAGACACCAACAGCUCAACCAGGUCUUGUUUCUGGUCAAACACCUACCGCUGCACCAGGGCUCAUUUGUAAAACCGUUGAAACCAACAAGCGUUGGUCUAUGUGGGUUGACAGACAUACAGUAGAGCCACUGGGUGGAGAUUCGGAAAAAAUGACACCAGAAGAACUGUCAAGAUUCUGCCAACGUGGAACAAUUGAUGGCAUACAAUGUGAAACACUUGAUGGCAAGUCUUACGAUAUAGCUGGAGAUAUCACCACUUGCACUAUAGAAAAUGGGUUGAACUGUGACGAGUUCCAGAACUAUCCGAUCGGCUGUCAAGACUACAGAGUUCGUUAUCAGUGCACUGAAAAAGAAACAAUCUGCCAAUCCCCAACUGCUCAUCCAGGACUGAUUCCCGGAGGUACGCCAACUGCACAACCAGGUCUGCUACCAGGGCAGUCUCCAACAGCUCAGCCAGGUCUAGUAUCAGGACAGACACCAACUGCUCAACCAGGUCUUCUACCAGGACAGUCUCCAACAGCUCAGCCAGGUCUUGUUUCAGGAGAGACACCAACUGCUCAGCCUGGUCUUCUUCCAGGACAGUCUCCAACAGCUCAACCAGGUCUUGUUUCAGGACAGACACCAACUGCUCAACCAGGUCUUCUACCAGGACAGUCUCCAACAGCUCAGCCAGGUCUUGUGUCAGGUGAGACACCAACAGCCCAACCUGGUCUUCUACCAGGGCAGUCACCAACAGCUCAACCAGGUCUUCUACCGGGACAGUCUCCAACCGCUCAACCAGGUCUUGUGUCAGGUGAGACACCAACAGCUCAACCAGGUCUUCUACCAGGACAGUCACCAACAGCUCAACCAGGUCUUCUACCAGGACAGUCUCCAACCGCUCAACCAGGUCUUGUGUCAGGUGAGACACCAACAGCUCAACCAGGUCUUCUACCAGGACAGUCUCCAACAGCUCAGCCAGGUCUUGUUUCUGGACAAACACCCACUGCACAACCUGGUCUAUUGCCAGGACAGUCUCCAACCGCUCAACCAGGACUUGUGUCUGGUCAGACACCAACUGCUCAACCAGGUCUUCUUCCAGGACAGUCUCCAACAACUCAACCAGGUCUUCUACCAGGACAGUCGCCAACUGCACAACCAGGUCUUGUUUCAGGACAGACACCAACCGCUCAGCCAGGAUUGCAUUCAGGAGAAACGCCAACUGCUCAGCCAGGUCUUUUACCAGGACAGUCUCCAACAGCACAACCAGGUCUUGUUUCAGGACAGACACCAACAGCUCAACCAGGCCUUCUACCCGGACAGUCUCCAACAGCUCAACCAGGUCUUGUGUCAGGUGAAACACCAACAGCUCAACCAGGUCUUCUACCGGGACAGUCUCCAACAGCUCAACCAGGUCUUCUACCAGGACAGUCUCCAACCGCUCAACCAGGUCUUGUUUCUGGACAAACACCCACUGCACAACCUGGUCUAUUGCCAGGACAGUCUCCAACGGCUCAACCAGGACUUGUGUCUGGUCAGACGCCAACGGCUCAACCAGGUCUUCUUCCAGGACAGUCCCCAACAGCUCAACCAGGUCUUCUACCAGGACAGUCGCCAACUGCACAACCAGGUCUUUUACCAGGACAGUCUCCUACUGCUCAGCCAGGUCUUGUUUCAGGACAGACACCAACAGCUCAGCCUGGCUUGAUAUCUGGACAAUCUCCCACACUGAAUGUCUGCACGAAGAGUCACUGGAGUUCCUGGGUAAAUCAAGACAACCCAAUGAUUGGCGACGGUGAUUAUGAGAGACUUUCAAAACAAGAUCUUGAUGCUUUCUGUGUCGGUGGAGUUGUGUCAGCCAUCGAAUGUGUGACAGAGUCUGGCAUACCUUCAUAUAGCUCCGGAGAGAUCGUGUCAUGUGACCUAAGUGACGGAUUUGCCUGCAGAAAUGUUGACAAUGCACCCGUACCUUGUUCAGACUACAAAGUCAGAUACUUCUGCAAGUGUCAAGAUGUAGCGACAACACCAACCACCACAAUUGAACCACCUUUCGCCGUUCCACUCGAACCAACACUGCACUUACGUUGCGGCUGGUCGCCAUUCCUGAACGGAGACAGACCAAACUUCGGCACCAAGGAUGUAGGAGACCUCGAAACCAUUGCCGGACUGAAGACCAAAUUUGGUUUGUGCAAGAACAUCGUGGAUAUAAAAUGCAGAGUAACGAACACACACACGGGUGUAUCCGCCGCCGGACAAGUCGGAGUACUCUGUGACGCCGUGAAUGGUCUAAGAUGUUACAACAGAGAUCAGCCAGGCGGUAUGUGUUAUGACUAUGAAGUCAGCGUACUGUGCUGGAGUUCCGAGUGCUCCGCUACAGCUUAUACCGGACCAACCCUGGAGCCAGGCACAGGUCAAAGUGUCACACCAAUGCUGAUCACAGCUGUAUGCCCACCGGGAGAGGUCUGGGAGUCAUGCGCCUACAAGUGCAGCGAAUUGUGUGAAGGAUAUGCACAGGCAACCGGUCUUUGCAACACAGAUAACCCUUGUGUGCCAAUGUGCAGAAACCCAGCAACAAAACCUGUAUGUGGAGCCGGGGAAUUUUUGAAGGACAAGGCCACGUGUGUCAAGAAAGAUAUGUGCCCAUGUCUUAAACCGGAUGGAACUGUAGCUCAGGCUUACGAAACCUGGCCGAAUCCCAAAGACGACUGCUCCAUAUGUCAAUGUGCUAACAACGAGGUUCGAUGUAAUAAGUACGAUAACUGCUCGGCAGUGACUCACCCCCCUACUACAUCAACCAUUGCCCCACCAAUGAUCAACGGAAGCGUGCCAACCAUAAGGCCGCCGCAGAUCACCCAUUCGGAAUGUGGUUGGACAGCAUGGAUAAACAGUGACAGACCGACAGUUGGAAGUGGAGACUUGGAAACUCUCUCUAAAAUCCGUAGACUUCACAAGUUCUGUGACACUCCAGCCAUGAUUGAGUGCAGAGAUGUCCAUACACGUACACCAUAUCAGGACUUGAAACAGAAAGUUACCUGUGACCUAGCUACUGGCUUCAAGUGCUUGAACUGGGACAACAGUGGAGACUGCUCCGACUUUGAGGUCCGCUUCUUCUGCCCAUGUAUAUCAACAACUGUUUCUCCGUCCGCACAGCCAGGCCUUCUACCAGGACAGACACCAACUGCCCAACCAGGUCUUGUAUCAGGACAGACACCAACUGCUCAACCAGGUCUUCUACCAGGACAGUCCCCAACUGCCCAGCCAGGUCUUGUAUCAGGACAGACACCAACUGCUCAACCAGGUCUUCUACCAGGACAGUCUCCAACAGCUCAACCAGGUCUUCUACCAGGACAGUCCCCAACUGCCCAGCCAGGUCUUGUAUCAGGACAGACACCAACUGCUCAACCAGGUCUUCUACCAGGACAGUCUCCAACAGCUCAACCAGGUCUUCUACCAGGACAGUCCCCAACUGCCCAGCCAGGUCUUGUAUCAGGACAGACACCAACAGCUCAACCAGGUCUUCUGCCAGGACAGUCUCCAACAGCUCAACCAGGUCUUCUACCAGGACAGUCCCCAACUGCCCAGCCAGGUCUUGUAUCAGGACAGACACCAACUGCUCAACCAGGUCUUCUACCAGGACAGUCUCCAACAGCUCAACCAGGUCUUCUACCAGGCCAGUCCCCAACUGCCCAGCCAGGUCUUGUAUCAGGACAGACACCAACUGCUCAACCAGGUCUUCUGCCAGGACAGUCUCCAACAGCUCAACCAGGUCUUGUAUCAGGACAGACACCAACAGCUCAACCUGGUCUUCUUCCUGGACAGUCUCCAACAGCUCAGCCAGGUCUUCUACCAGGGCAGUCCCCAACUGCUCAGCCAGGUCUAGUAUCAGGAGAGACACCAACUGCUCAGCCAGGCCUUCUGCCAGGACAGUCUCCAACCGCUCAACCAGGUCUCCUACCAGGACAGUCCCCAACAGCUCAGCCAGGUCUUGUUUCAGGAGAGACACCAACUGCUCAGCCAGGUCUUCUUCCAGGACAGUCUCCAACAGCACAGCCAGGCCUUGUUUCAGGAGAGACACCAACUGCUCAGCCAGGCCUUCUGCCAGGACAGUCUCCAACAGCUCAACCAGGUCUCCUACCUGGACAGUCUCCAACAGCUCAGCCAGGUCUUGUUUCAGGAGAGACACCAACAGCUCAACCAGGUCUUCUACCAGGACAGUCUCCAACAGCUCAACCAGGUCUUGUAUCAGGAGAGACACCAACAGCUCAGCCAGGUCUUCUACCAGGACAGUCGCCAACAGCUCAACCAGGUCUUGUUUCAGGACAGUCACCAACUGCUCAACCAGGUCUUUUACCAGGACAGUCUCCAACAGCUCAACCAGGUCUUUUACCAGGACAGUCACCAACUGCACAGCCAGGUCUUGUUUCUGGACAAACACCUACUGCACAACCUGGAAUGCAUUCAGGAGAAACACCAACAGCUCAACCAGGCCUUCUGCCGGGACAGUCACCGACCGCUCAACCAGGACUUAUUUCAGGACAAACACCAACAGCUCAACCAGGUCUUUUACCUGGACAGUCACCCACUGCUCAGCCAGGUCUUGUUUCAGGACAGGCCCCAACUGCUGGUCCAACACUCUGCGGUUGGACAAGUUGGAUGGAUGGUCAUAAACCAGACGACUUUUCCGGAGAGUCUGAACUGUUUUCAGAUUUAAGAGCAAACCAUCAAUUCUGUCAAGACAUGGAUAUUCAAGGUAUAGAGUGCAGAGUUGUAAAUUCCCACUUGAUGAUCAAUCAAACCAACCAAGUUAACGUAAUGUGUGAUAUAUCAUCUGGUGGUCUGUUGUGCUUUGCUUUUGACCAACCGUCUGGAAAAUGCUUGGACUAUGAAAUAAGGCUGUUCUGUGAACCAAAAGGAGUUGACUGCUCAGCUAUCCCAACUGCUGCACCAGGUUUAGCCUCUGGACAAACUCCAACAGCUCAACCAGGUCUACAUUCUGGAGAAACUCCAACUGCCCAUCCCGGACUUCUACCAGGUCAGUCUCCAACAGCUCAACCCGGACUUCUACCAGGUCAGUCUCCAACAGCCCAACCCGGACUUCUACCAGGUCAAUCCCCAACAGCUCAACCAGGACUCGUAUCUGGUCAGACACCAACAGCACAGCCUGGAUUAAUCCCAGGACAGACCCCUGUUUUGUCUAAAUGUGUUAAUGGCUGGUCGAACUGGAUCAACCGAGAUACUCCACCAAGUGAUGGCAAGGAAGAAGAGUUCAUGAAUUCUACAGAGAAAGCCGCAUUCUGUGUUGGUGGUAAAUUAACAGCGAUCGAAUGCAUCACAACAACAGGAAUUGAAAGUUACAGCACAGGGGAGAUCCUUGAAUGCAACAUCGAGAGAGGACUGAUAUGCGAGGAUGCUAUGAAUUUCCCUAUACCGUGCAGUGACUACAAGGUCAGAUACAACUGCCAGUGCCCAGUUACAACAGCUAAACCAGGACUUGAUAACGGAGAAACACCAACAGCUCAUCCCGGUUUACAUUCAGGAGAAACUCCAACAGCCCAACCCGGACUUCUACCAGGUCAGUCUCCAACAGCCCAACCCGGUCUUCAACCAGGCCAAUCUCCAACAGCUCAACCAGGACUCGUAUCCGGUCAGACACCAACAGCACAGCCAGGAUUAAUCCCAGGACAGACCCCCGUUUUGUCUAAAUGUGUUGAUGGCUGGUCGAACUGGAUAAACCGUGAUACUCCACCAAGUGAUGGCAAGGAAGAAGAGUUCAUGAAUUCUACAGAGAAAGCCGCAUUCUGUGUUGGUGGUAAAUUAUCAGCGAUCGAAUGUAUCACAACAACUGGAAUAGAAAGUUACAGCACAGGGGAGAUCCUGGAAUGCAACAUCGAGAGGGGACUGAUAUGCGAGGAUGCUAUGAAUGCACCCAUACCAUGCAGUGACUACAAGGUCAGAUACAAGUGCCAGUGCCCAGUCACAACGGCAAAACCAGGACUUGAUAACGGAGAAACACCAACUGCUCAUCCAGGUUUGUACCCAGGAGAAACUCCAACAGGUCAAACCGGACUUCUACCAGGCCAAUCCCCAACAGCUCAACCAGGACUCGUAUCUGGUCAAACACCAACAGCACAGCCUGGUUUACAUUCAGGAGAAACACCAACUGCACAGCCGGGAUUAAUCCCAGGACAGACCCCCGCAUUGUCUAAAUGUGUUGAUGGCUGGUCGAACUGGAUAAACCGUGAUACUCCACCAAGUGAUGGCAAGGAAGAAGAGUUCAUGAAUUCUACAGAGAAAGCUGCAUUCUGUAUUGGUGGUAAAUUAUCAUCGAUCGAAUGUAUCACAACAACAGGAAUCGAAAGUUACAGCACAGGAGAGAUCCUUGAAUGCAACAUCGAGAGAGGACUGAUAUGCGAGGAUGCUAUGAAUGCACCUAUACCAUGCAGUGACUACAAGGUCAGAUACAUGUGCCAGUGCCCAUCGACAACAGCUCUGCCAUCAACGACUACAACUGUUAUGCCAACUCCAAACGUCAAUAUCCCAGUUGUGUGCCAGGAGGAGAUGGGAAUGGAGAUGGGCUAUAUCAGAGACGAAAUGAUCACAGCGUCAUCGUCACGUGACGGAAACAUCAAUCCCAAGAACGCCAGGUUGAAUAGCUUUGGAGGUUGGGUCGCCAACACCAACGAUAAGAACCAGUAUCUACAGGUGAACUUCCUAACACCAUCUCUGAUAACUGGUGUCGUCACACAAGGCAGACACGGUGUACCAUCGUACGUGAAAACGUUUAAAGUACUGUACUCUACUGAUGGAUUCCACUGGACACCAUACCAGGAUAAUGGAGUAGACAAGAUCUUCACUGCCAACAAAGACUCGGAUUCAAGAGCCACAAACUGGUUCGAACACCCAAUCAGAGCCCAGUACAUUCGUAUAUCUCCACAGACAUGGCAGGGAGUCAUUGCUAUGCGCCUUGAAAUACUCGGCUGCUACCAAGGAUAUCCAACUGAAGCGCCACCUACGCCAGCACCACAACCGACAUUGACUACACCACGGGCACCUGUCAUUGCCGACAGUUGUAUUGUCUGGGAUAACUGGGUCAACGAAGGUCACAUCACCCUGACCUCUGGCGGAGACAGCGAACCAAUCGCUGACGUUCAAGCUGCAUCUCACGUGUGCACCAGUCCAGUGAAAAUUGACUGUGUCCGUGCCAGCGACGAAUUGGCAUAUUCCCAGACUGGACAGACUGUAAAAUGUAACCUUUGGGAUGGUUUCGUCUGCUACAAUGCCGACAACUCACCAUUGUGCUACGAUUACAAAGUACGACUCGGAUGCCUGAAAAACACUCCUGAAUGCAUGAUGACUACCCAAAAACCACCAGCAAUAUUCACGGGAGCCCAACACGGAUCGACCAAACCUGUGACUGCGACAGUAUCAACCAAGGUGUUGCCUUGCUUUGAAGGCAUGGACACAUCAGCUUGUCCUAAAGAUGGCUGCCAAGAUGGCUAUUACUGCAAUGGUUAUCAGUGCGUCAGGAAGAGCGAGUGUUCGUGCUUAGUUGAUGGCAACAUCGUCAAGCCUGGUAGCUUCAAACAGAACAGCAACUGCGACACAUGUCAGUGUAUUGCUGGAGAAGUCAUGUGUACACCAAAGAGCUGCCCAGCGUGCAAUGCUGGUUAUUCCAUGACAAUCAACAAGACAACAUGUCAGUGUGGCUGCGAAACAUGUGAGACAGGACAGUUCCGCUGUGGCGACGGAAAGUGUAUCGCUAACAAACUAAGAUGUGAUGGAAUCAUUGACUGUAUUGAUGACGAAAUCGGAUGUGUAUCUACACCCAUGUUUACACCACCCAUCGGUUACACCGGAUCUCCGACUCCAAAACCGAUUACAGGACCUAAUGGCCAACCAUUGACGAAACCACAUCUUCACGACAAAUACUCUACCCAAGCCCCAGUUAUGUGCAAGGAUCGCUGGUCUGCCUGGGUCAACAAGGACAAUCCAAACUCUGGUGAUGGUGAUAGAGAAAUAAUGACGAAGAAAGAAUUGGAGGCUUUCUGUGUAAAUGGCAAAAUUACCAGCAUUGAAUGUAUUACAUCAUCUGGAAUCCCGUCCUACAGUACCGGAGAGAUCAUGCAGUGUACCAUUGAAGGAGGAUCUGUCUGUCUGAAUGGCGACAACUUCCCAGUACCUUGCAGUGAUUACAAGAUCAGAUACUUCUGUACCUGCAAUGAAUUACCAACUCUUGGACCACACGUUGUCCCGACUGAAACGCCGACCGUUAAACCACCAUUUGGAGGCAGCACAAUAGCAGUAUCCCCAGCACUGUCCUCACAAUCAUCAGCAGUAUCGACCAAUGCUCCAGUACUGUGUCAGAGCCGCUGGUCCUCCUGGAUCAACACAGACACUCCAUCCACUGGUGAUGGUGAUAGAGAGAUCUGGACAACAGCAGAACAACAUGCAUUCUGUUCUAACGGACAUAUCACUGGUAUUGAGUGUGUAACAGACAGCGGUAUCCCGUCCUACAGCACUGGAGAGAUCAUGCAGUGUACCAUUGAAGGAGGAUCUGUCUGUUUGAAUGACGACAACUUCCCAGUACCCUGCAGUGACUACAAAAUCAGAUACUUCUGUACCUGUGAUGCACAACCAACAAACAAACCUAGCCCAGUAUCUACAGAGACUCCAACAUUGAAACCACCACACGGAGGCAGUACAGUAUCAGUACCGCCAGCAUUGUCCUCUAAAUCAUCAGCAGUAUCAACCAACGCACCAGUACUGUGCCAGAGCCGCUGGUCUUCAUGGAUCAACACAGACACUCCAUCCACUGGCGAUGGUGAUAGAGAGAUCUGGACAACAGCAGAACAACAUGCAUUCUGUUCUAACGGACAUGUCACUGGAAUCGAGUGUGUAACAGACAGCGGUAUCCCGUCCUACAGCACCGGAGAGAUCAUGCAGUGUUCUAUUGAAGGAGGAUCUGUCUGUUUGAAUGACGACAACUUCCCAAUACCUUGCAGUGAUUACAAGAUCAGAUAUUUCUGUACCUGCGAUGCAAAUCCAACACUUGGACCUAGCUUCCAGCCCACAGAAACACCAACGCUGAGACCACCAUAUGGCGACUCCGGAAGUACAUCACUGGUGCCAGCACAGUUAUCUACACAAGCACCUGUUCUCUGUCAGAGCCGCUGGUCCUCAUGGAUUAACAAGGACAGUCCUACAACUGGUGACGGUGAUAGAGAGAUCUGGACAAAGGCAGAACAAAAUGCAUUCUGUGCUCAUGGUCACAUGACCGGUAUCGAGUGUGUAACAGACAGCGGUAUCCCGUCCUACAGUACCGGAGAGAUCAUGGAGUGUACCAUUGAAAGAGGAUCUGUCUGUUUAACCAAUGAUAACUUCCCGAUACCUUGCAGUGAUUACAAGAUCAGAUAUUACUGUACCUGUGAUGAAUUACCAACACAGACACCAGGUCUACUGACGGGACAACAUCCAUCUUCAGUUCCGCCAACGGUAUCAACAACUAUGAAAGCACCACCAACAUUGUCAGGCAAGGGUCACACUCUCACCACACAAGGUCACAAUCAGGUACCACAAUUCUGUAUCCAAUCUCACUGGUCUAAAUGGAUCAACCGUGACAAACCGGAAGUUGGUACGGGCGAUAUUGAGGCUAUGACGUCACAGGAAAUGAGCGUGUUCUGCGCAGCUGGUCGUGUUUCUAAGAUUGAAUGUAUCACUGACUCUGGCAUACCUUCAUAUAGCACUGGUGAAAUAAUCUCAUGCACGAUAAACAACGGACUUGAGUGCUUGAACGACAACAACUUCCCUGUACCAUGCAGUGACUACAAAGUUCGAUACUUCUGCGACUGCGGAUCUCCACCACCAGUUGGAACAACAGUAUCACCAGUGCCAAUGGCAAAUCACAAUACAGGAGUCCCAGUUACUGAAGCCCCAUGUAUACCAGCUAACUGUCCAGUAGCUAUGAAGCAGACAGUGAAAGAAGGAGAAGUAUUACGUGUUGUGUACGAUGAACGUGCAUGCUGUGCCAAGUAUGAGGUGUUCUGUAAACCCGAGAUGUGUACACCACCCACACUCCUCUGUCCUCCACCUAUGAUUAUGCAACCGGCCAAUCUCCACGACUGUUGCCCAACAUACAGAUGCAUGUGUCCACCAUCUUGUCCACCGAUGAGGAAGCCUCAGUGCGAAGCUGGAAUGAUGGCGGUCGAAGUCAAGUCAGUCUGUAACUGUACCCAGUAUGCUUGCUUGAACAAGCCUUUGCCUACACCGACACCGGCCCCACGUACAUGUAAAUACACCGCCUCCAUGGUAACAGUGAACGGCACCAACCAACCAGUCAUUACUCCAACAGAACGGGCAUACCAGAUCGGUGACACGUGGUCUGAUGGUAUAUGUAGACAGUGUCUGUGUGAGGAGAGAUCAGGAGCAGCCGAAAUAUCCUGCCACGAGGAAACAUGCCCUGCUUGUCCAGCUGGUUACAAGAAAGUUGAAAAAGCUGGCAAAUGUUGUGGAGAAUGCCAUCAAAUUGGUUGUCUAGUCAACGGAACUUUGUAUAGUGACGGUGAAGCUAUGCCAACAAAGAAGAAGUGUUACACCAAACAGUGUAACUACGACUUUACCCUGGAUCUAUAUAUAGCAACAGAAACUCAGAUACAGUGUACGGCAUACGACAAACUGCCUGCCUGCGCACAGAACGAAUCAUCGUAUGACACUACAGGCUGCUGCAUGAAAUGUAUUCCAUCAAUACAACCAUUCAACAACGCAUCCAGUAGCACGUGUCAGACAUGCGCACCACGCCUUGUAUUCGGGCAACCAGACAAAAGCAUCGGAUACUUCCGUAUCAUGGACAAUAUGGAAUUAUGUAAGAAUCUCGCACCUAUACCAGACCUCAAAGAAUGUUCCGGCUAUUGUGGCUCUAGAUCGUCUUAUAGUCACGUGAUGCGCGGAUUCUCCAAUAACUGCAAUUGUUGCCAAUCCACAAAGACUGAGUCAAGAACGAUCACUCUUUCAUGUACCAGCGGAAGGACAAUUAAGAAAACAUAUUCCGCGCCAACGGCAUGUGGAUGCAAUGUGUGUUCUGGCGGGAAAUAAAGUUAUGUAAACCAAAUAUAGACGGAUAUUUAACAAAGUGCUUCCAUAACGGACAAUGUUGUUGUUGUUGUUAAUAUUUUAUGUUUAUUUAUUUUUUGUUCCCUUUCCUUAUCAUUGUAAAAUACAUGUAAAUGAUAUAGUAUAUUGUACCGGAACUAUUGUGGAUAGUGAAGUGGAACAUUUGAUUUACGCUGUGUUAGCAGAGGUUAUAUUUGAACUGUAUUAAAUUAACAUUUUAACAAGUUAGAUCAUGUUUAUUUUACUAAUUUAUGUACAACAUUUUACCAACUUUGAGUAUGUACAACAUUUACCCAGUUUGAGUAUGUACAACAUUUUACCCAGUUUCAGUAUGUACAACAUUUUAUCCAGUUCGAGUAUGUAUAAAAUUUUACCCACUUUGAGUAUGUACGACAUUUUACUUUGAUGAGGAAAUAAAGCAAUUUAAAAUGAAA